Molecule: messenger RNA, 3329 nt
Organism: Chrysemys picta bellii (western painted turtle)
Lineage: Eukaryota; Metazoa; Chordata; Testudines; Emydidae
Gene: RAB38
Product: RAB38, member RAS oncogene family
Biological process (GO): endosome to lysosome transport; phagosome-lysosome fusion
Cellular component (GO): trans-Golgi network; lysosome; Golgi apparatus
Molecular function (GO): GTP binding; GTPase activity
Source: RefSeq, a predicted model, not a curated record
GCCUCCACCUCCCUUCACUUUUUCCCUCCCUGGUUCCUCACUCCCUCUCUCCCCCUCAGCCUGGCAGGAUCCUACCAGCAGAGCAUGCAAUCAGGGAGCAGCAGCAGCAGGGAAGAUGCAGAAGCCUAGUCAGAAAGAGCAUCUCUACAAGCUACUGGUGAUUGGGGACCUGGGUGUGGGCAAAACCAGCAUCAUCAAGCGCUACGUCCAUCAGAACUUCUCCCCUCACUACCGGGCCACCAUUGGGGUGGACUUUGCCUUGAAGGUGCUCAACUGGGAUGCUGAGACGGUGGUACGGCUGCAGCUCUGGGAUAUUGCUGGUCAGGAAAGAUUUGGAAACAUGACAAGGGUCUAUUACAGAGAAGCCAUGGGAGCGUUUAUUGUCUUUGACGUUACAAGACCAGCGACGUUUGAAGCGGUGACAAAAUGGAAAGAGGAUCUGGACUCUAAGUUGAUUCUCCCGAAUGGCAAACCCGUGGCGACCGUUCUCUUAGCAAACAAAUGCGACCAGGGAAAAGAUGUGCUUACGAACAACGGUCUCAAGAUGGACCAGUUCUGCAAGGAGAAUGGGUUUGUGGGAUGGUUUGAAACAUCGGCUAAGGAAAACAUAAAUAUAGACGAAGCUUCCAGAUGCCUGGUGAAACACAUAAUUGCUAGUGAGAGUGAUCUAAUGCAGCCCAUUGAACCAGAUAUUAUAAAACCACACCUGAAUUCUUCUAAUAUUGUCAGUUGUUCAGCUUGCUUUAAAUCCUAAGGGACUCCCAGACUAUUCCUGGAUACUAGAGCUGAGCAAAUAGUUAACAAUGAAUAAUUUAUCCAAAAUACACAACCUGUUUUUCUGCUCACAGAAUAUCCAUGAGCAGACUGCAAUUUUCUCAAAUGUAUGUGUUUUUUAAAAUUAUUCAAUGAUUUUUUUGACUCUUUGGAUUGAUUGUGAACAGUUCACUUUAAUAGUAACUAUUCAAAUUGUUUUGGUUAGUUGUGAUUGGUCAGAUAAGUCACAUGGUGGUGUUCCUACUCCCUGAUUAAAUGAGUGAGCAAGACAUGCUCAGGCAAGUGAUUUUAAAAUUUGGUUAGGACAUAAAAAUGGCCAUACUGGGUCAGACCAAUGGCCAUCUAGCCUAGUAUCCUGUCUUAUGACCAUGGGCAGUGCCAGACGCUUCAAAGAAAAUCAACAGAACAGGGAAAUUGCAAGUGAUCCAUCCCCUGUCAUCUACUCCCAGCUUCUGGCAGUCGGAGGCUGAGGGAUACCCAGAACAUGGGGUUGCAGCCCUGACCAUCUUUGUUAACAGCCACUGAUGGACCUAUCCUCCAUGAACUUACCUAAGUCUUUUUUGAACCCAGCUAUAAUUUUGGCCAUCACAAAUUUCCCUGGAAAUGAGUUCCAUGGGUUGACUGUGCGCUGUGUGAAGAAGUACUUCCUUAUGUUUGUUUUAAAUCUGCUGCCUAUUAGUUUUAUUGGGUGACCCCUAGUUCUUGUGCUAUGUGAGGGGAUAAAUCACACUUCCCUGUUCACUUUCUCCACACCAUUCAUGAUUUUAUAGACCUCUGUCAUAUCCCCCCCAGGUGUCUUUUUUCUAAGCUGAACAGUCCUAGUCUUUUUAAUCACUCCUUGGUUAUUGCAAGUACUUACUCAUACGACUUGGAAAUUUGCUUUCUAACCAUAAUUUUCCAGUAAAACUUAAAUGCAUGAAUGUUGACAGAAGGUAAAAACAAAGGAGGGCUGGAGUGAAUAUUCAUAGGAUGUUUUUUGCAGUAUUUACCUAGCUCUCUUGGGUACCUAUUAUGAAUACCACAAUAACACAUGAAAUCUGAAUUGUGGCAGUGUGGUCAAGUACAUAGCGCCUGGAUUCUAGUCCAGCCCUGCCACUGACCUUCUGUGCAUCCUUGGGGAAGUCACUUCUGUUUCCCAUCCAACUCUUUGCCUAUCUUAUCUUUUGGGGUAGUUUAAGUUCUUUGGGGCAAGGACUGUCUCUUACAAUGUGUUUGUAUAGUGUCUCACACAAUGGGGUCCCAAUCUCACCUGAGGCAGUUAGACACUACUGUAAUAUAAAUAAGAAUAAUUCAACUGACUGCGGUGGUGGAGGUGAAUGGGUGGGACACACAGAGGCCCAUGCUUAGGUCUUGUAUGGAGCAAAACAAAGUGUCCUUAAAUUAUGAAAGAGGUCUUAAAUUUUGGUCUGUGACUGAACCAUCUCUUAUUAUUAUAUAUGCAUUACAGAGCAGAUCCAGGGACGGAGCUGUGACCAACCACAGCUUGCUAGUAUUUGGUUUAAAGCCUCAAAUUGUAAAUAUAUUUUAGAGUAAGAAACAAGUCACAGCUUUUUAAAACCAAAAAAUGCCAGUGCAGAACAGUCUGUGCUGUCUGUAUUUAGGGACAGGUGUCAUGCAUAGGGAAUUGCUGAAUUCAAAUCCAACCUCCGACAUAGGCUCCUGCUGCGGCCUCGGUCCAAUCACUUAACCUUUCUGCCUCAGCUUCCCCAUCUGUAAAAUAGAAUUAAUAGAAUUUGCCUACCUCACUGGGCUUUUGUGCAGGUUAUCGUCUGCAUAGUCCUUUGGAGAUUAAAACAGCUGUAUAAGGGCUAAGCUUUAUUAGUGCGAAGCAUGAUGGCUACUGCCCUAUUGCAUGACUACAUGACUCUCUGAUGUCUGUAAAUAAAACUAGGGUUUGUCUUCACGGCAACAGCUGGCUCGAGUUUCUCCACUCCAGCUAGUCUAGUUUAAGUGACAAAGGCCACACUGCGAAAUAACAAGCUACACACCGAUUGGAUUAGCAGCUGAUGAGUUGUGCUACCUCGAGCUUUGGCCUGUGGCUGCAUCCCCACUGCAUUACUAGCUUGAGCAUCAGCAGCACUCAAGCUUCCACCCACAUCUCCUGCUAGGCCAGCUAGCUUGAGCUUAAAGCACUGCUAAACUCCAGCGAGAGGUUUCUGUAUGUGGCCAGGAGUCAGGUCAUCAUCACUCGAGUUAUUCCUUGAGUUAAUGCAGUGAGGUCCAGACUUCCUGGGACUAAAUACUUUUUGAUCCUCAGUGCUUUAGGUAAGGAACUAGAUGUCUCAAUGGGACCGGAGACAUAUGAUGUCUUGCUUUUCCAGAAACUAAUAUGUAUGAGAUUGUGGAGCUAAACUGUGUUGUAACUUGGUCUCCAAGUAUCAAUGUGCUCUAGCUGUCCUCAUCUUUACUUGUCCACAGCAGAUUCCAAUCAGUGUUCCUGAAACAGAAAUGUAACCUCCUCCCGGACGUGCCUGUGGGAGAGCUUUGCCUGACCAAAGAGUUAGACAUAAUCUUUCCUUGUUAAAAAGAAACAAAAAUAAAACAUUGAAAAACUA